AUAAAAUUGAACUUUGCAUUAAAGAUAAACAAAUGAUGAUGUAUUCUAAUAUUAUAUCAUUACAGUUUAGUAUAUUUCUAUUAGUUUUAUGUUCAACAAUAAGAAAUGUUUAUUCUAUCACCUGUUACGUAUGCGAAAAUUGUGUGAACGUAGACGGAAAUACUGCAACUCAAUCUGACUGUGGAGCAUGUAUUAAAACUGGUGUGCCGAAAAUUUAUGUAAAACGACAAUGUGUUACUAACUGUUCAGAUAUUGCAACUAAAUUUCCUAUUAAAGAUCUUUUAUCAUGUUGUACAACUGAUCUUUGUAAUGAUUCAAAACAAUUAAAACCAUUUAUUAUUAUGGGAUUAAUAAUUUACUCUAUUUGGUAUAUAUUUACUAGUAUUUAAUUGAUAUAACAUUCAAAUUUCAUAUCGUAACAAAGUGUCCGAACGUAUUUACUAAUUUGACUAACUUUAUAAAAUGAUCAUGAUCAUGAAUUUAAUGAAUUCACAUGUGUUUGAACUGUUGUUUUACCAUUAUUUAUUUUUUCAUAUAUUACAUAAUGAAUUUCAUUGUUUGUAAAACAAUUUUAUAACUAGAUAUCCUUUGAUCAAUAAUACGAUUAGUGAAAUGAUCG
Molecule: messenger RNA, 619 nt
Organism: Schistosoma margrebowiei
Lineage: Eukaryota; Metazoa; Platyhelminthes; Trematoda; Strigeidida; Schistosomatidae
Source: the annotation of a GenBank genome assembly